Molecule: messenger RNA, 1109 nt
Organism: Stylophora pistillata
Lineage: Eukaryota; Metazoa; Cnidaria; Anthozoa; Scleractinia; Pocilloporidae
Biological process (GO): establishment of protein localization to extracellular region
Cellular component (GO): extracellular region
Molecular function (GO): serine-type endopeptidase inhibitor activity; protein binding
Source: RefSeq, a predicted model, not a curated record
UGAGAGAUGCGUCAAGUGGCAUUAAAUAUCAGAAAGUUACGGUAUACUCACUUGGUAUUGGAAAGAACGUUGAUCAGCAGCAGCUAGAAGAUAUUGCCUCUUCAAGUAGCAAAGUAUUUGUUGCUGAGAGUUUUAAGACACUUGCUCCUUAUGCACAGACAAUUGUGCAGAACUCGUGUCCUGCUUCAGCUAAAGAUGCUUGUGAGAUAUUUCCUUGUAAGGCACCCCACAACAUCGGUUGUAGAGUGGUUGACGAUGAAUCAGAGUGUAUCUGUCCAUCCUGCCCUGCUUCUUCCAGUCCAGUAUGUGCUACUGAUGAUGUACAAGACAUAAGUGAGUGCUUUACGAAGAGACAGGCCUGUCUCACUUCAACUCCAAUAAAUAUUGCCACGAGGGCUCCGUGUGUGCCCGACUGCAGAAAAGCCGCAGACAUCGCCUUUAUAGUGGACUCUUCUGGAAGCAUUGGUAAGACGAACUGGGAACGAACAAAACGAUUCCUGAAAAGAAUGGUCAACAAACUGGACAUAGGAAUGUCCACCACCCAUGUUGCUGUGAUCACUUACAGCAAUAAUCCCCAAACCAUCUUGCGUUUCGACACUCUCCAAGGAAGUAGUCUCAGCGUGGCAGGGGUCAACAAUGUUUUGGACGGUUUGCAGUGGCAACGAGGAAAAACUUACAUUGACAAGGCUUUAGAUGCAGCCGUAAACGUAUUUACCACAGGGCGAGGCAUGAGAACAAACGUACCCAAGAUGGCUUUUGUCAUAACGGACGGUAAACAAACUAAGACGGGAUCCUACACCCCCCUAAGAAGAGCUGCAGAUCCUUUGAGGAGAAAGGGAGUUCAACUGGUUGCUAUUGGAGUUGGCAAUAGGAAUGCUGUGGAUACCCGAGAACUUUUGGAGAUCGCUGGACAAAAUAACUAUGUUUACCUCAUAGAGUCCUUCGAAGAAUUACAGAAUCCAGGCCAAGCAAGAAUUUUUAGGCAGAGGAUUUGCCAAGGUAAGAACCAAGUCUUCUAUGCUUCAUUCAACGUUAGUUUCAGUCAAAUGACCGCGUGGCCUUUAGCUGCUGGUGCUUAUAUCCGGUUUCUGUAGCCGAAGCAACCAAAG